This is a messenger RNA of Debaryomyces tyrocola, 108 nucleotides long. Lineage: Eukaryota; Fungi; Ascomycota; Pichiomycetes; Serinales; Debaryomycetaceae. The record is from the annotation of a GenBank genome assembly.
AUGGUGAAAAAAAAAAGAAUGAUUUUGCCCAGGAUCGAACUGGGGACGUUCUGCGUGUUAAGCAGAUGCCAUAACCAACUAGACCACAAAACCUUUCUUAUGAGAUAA